GUUCCUUUGGAGUGGGUAUCGCUUAUACUUCGCGUGCCAUUUAUGCUGCUUCUUGGAGACCUACGGCAAGGUGCCUUCUACGGAGUCCUUUUUGCAUUCUGGUUAAUCUUUGCCGGUGAACAUUUGAUUGACGAUACAACAAGAAACAACAUUGCAUCAUAUCGCUUUAACCUUUUCUUCAUUGCGGUGGCGUCUUCAUUGCUGUUAAUCUACGAUAUAUGUGAGCGAGGUUUCCAGCUGAGCAAUCCUUUCUAUAGCAUAUGGUCCAGCGAGGCAGGAUCUGUAGUCGCUAAAUUUUCCGUCUACGCGGCAUCGUUGUGCACAAUUAUAUACUUUGUGUUUUUGUUUGGUAAGAUAUGGAAGGUUUGGUUCACGAUCAAAAGCAAACGCUCCGCGCAACUGUACAGAGAAUGCGAAAAUAGACGCUUGAAGGUAACUGGGACAUCAUCACACCUUUAA
This is a messenger RNA of Haemonchus placei, 459 nucleotides long. NCBI's taxonomy places the organism in Eukaryota, Metazoa, Nematoda, Chromadorea, Rhabditida, Trichostrongylidae. The record is from the annotation of a GenBank genome assembly.